Molecule: messenger RNA, 5158 nt
Organism: Gadus macrocephalus (Pacific cod)
Lineage: Eukaryota; Metazoa; Chordata; Actinopteri; Gadiformes; Gadidae
Gene: oga
Product: O-GlcNAcase
Exons: 18
Coding region: 365-3343 (992 amino acids)
Biological process (GO): glycoprotein metabolic process
Molecular function (GO): beta-N-acetylglucosaminidase activity
Source: RefSeq, a predicted model, not a curated record
CCGGUUCCAGCUAGUAUUGUGAGCAUGCGCAAUCGGUGUAAACAGGAAGGGACGACAAUUUCAGGAGCUACACAAGAAAGAAGCCAAGCGUCUGAUUUGAAAAUAGCUUAUCUUGUAUGCCGACAGGGUUGUAUGAACAAUGUUCCACACUACAUGCAGAUAAUCAUCGUGACACAACUGCAGACACUUCUACAUUCAUCGACAAGGUCGGACAGGUCUACUAACAUCACGACACGGGCGCUGAUCUAACCUCGUUAACUCGUCUGCUGUGUACGAAACCAUCCCUUGAGGACACCUUUCGUCCAAACCCCUUCCUCUCCGUUGGGUUGACAUAUGCAUUCAUAUUGAGAACAUUAUACAAAACAUGGUUCAAAAAGAUAAGGCGUUGGAAACGUCUCCAUUGGAGGGCGAGCCGAGCCCCAGCCCCCUGUCUACUGAAGCUGGUGCCGAGGCCGCUGCGGAGUCCGGGGAGGAGCGGGUCCUCUGCGUCGAACCGGACGGACAUCGGAAAUUCAUCAGCGGGGUGGUGGAAGGAUUUUAUGGUCGGCCAUGGACAAUGGAACAAAGGAAAGAGUUGUUCAGGAGGCAGCAGAAAUGGGGUCUGAACACAUACCUCUAUGCUCCUAAAGAUGACUACAAACACAGAAUGUUCUGGAGAGAGUUGUACUCUGUGGAAGAAGCAGAGCAACUCAUGACCCUCAUCAGCGCUGCCAAGGAGCAUAACAUAGAGUUCAUCUAUGCCAUUUCCCCAGGGCUCGACAUCACCUUUUCUAACCAGAAAGAGGUUUCCACACUGAAGAGGAAACUUGACCAGGUUACGCACUUUGGCUGCAAGUCCUUUGCCUUACUCUUUGACGACAUCGAGCACAACAUCUGCCCCGCGGACAAAGAGGUGUUCAGCUCUUACGCCCACGCUCAGGUCUCCAUCACCAACGAGAUAUUCCAGUACCUUGGCGAGCCCGAAACGUUCCUCUUCUGUCCCACAGAGUACUGUGGUACCUUCUGCUACCCAAAUGUCUCUCAAUCUCCCUACCUCCACACGGUAGGAGAGAAGCUUCUGCUUGGCAUUGAGGUGCUAUGGACAGGUCCCAAAGUUGUAUCCAAAGACAUCACCGUGGAGUCCAUAGAAGAGGUGUCCAAGAUCCUCCGGAGAGCGCCGGUGAUCUGGGACAACAUCCACGCCAACGACUACGACCAGAAGAGGCUGUUCCUGGGCCCCUACAAGGGCCGCUCCACAGAGCUCAUCCCCAGGCUGAAGGGAGUGCUCACCAACCCAAACUGCGAGUUCGAGUCCAACUUUGUGGCCAUCCACACCCUGGCCACCUGGUACAAGUCCAACAUGAACGGCGUACGCAAGGAUGUGGUGAUGACGGACGGCGAGGACAGCACGGUGUCCAUCCAGAUCAAGCUGGAGAACGAGGGCAGCGAUGAGGAGCUGGAGACGGACAUGCUCUACAGCCCCCAGCUGGCCCUCAAGCUGGCCCUCACCGAGUGGCUCGGCGAGUUCAGAGUGCCCCACCAGUACAACAGCCGACAGGUGCCCCACAGCGGGGCCAAGAGCAGCGUCCUGGACGUGUUGUCCCUGGGCGCCCCGUCCCUGUGCUCGGCCACCAGCGUGACCACCGUGUUCCAGCAGCCCAUCAUGUCCCCGGUGGUGCCCCCGCUCUGCCCCGACCCACACACACACCCCAUGGCCAAGCGGCGGAUAGAGCUGGAGGAGGCGGAGGUGGAGGUGGAGGCGGAGGUGGAGAAGAAGGACUCGGACGAGGAGCCCAUGGAGACGGUGGUGGAGAAGCUGGAGGAGGCGGAGGUGGAGGCCGACGCUGACGUCAAGCUCGACGGGGCCGUCACGGCCGAGAAGAUGGCGGAGGACCUGCGCCCCAUGGACACGGACAAGGAGGUGCUGCCGGACUCCAAGUCGUCAGCAGAGUUCCUCCAGGAGGAGUUCAUCCAGGAGGAGUUCAUCCAUGAGGAGUCCAUCCACGAGGAGUCCAUCCACGAGGAGUCCAUCCACGAGGAGUCCAUCCACGAGGAGUUCCUCCAGGAGGAGUCCGUCCCGGAGGAGUCCAUACUGGAGGAGUCCAUACUGGAGGAGUCCAUUCAGGAGGAGUUCCUCCAGGAGGAGCCCGUCCCGGAGGACUGUGGGAGCGACAUCGCCCCGAUGCAGACGGAUGAGCUGCUGAAACAGGACGUGUUUGUGCCCGGUGCAGACGAGAAGCCCCUGUUCUCCGUGGAACCCCUCUCGCUGGAGGACCUGAGCCUGCUGGCAGAGCUCUUCUACCUGCCCUACGAGCACGGGCCCAAGGCCGUGCAGAUGUUGAAGGAGUUCAACUGGCUGAGGGCCAACAGCAGCACCGUCAGUAUCAACUGCAAGGGCACGGAGCCCGGGAAGGUGAUGGAGUGGCAGAACCGGGCGGAGAAGUUCGAGGACAUGUGCUGCUCAGUGAUGCAGAUGUUCACGCGGCUGUCCAACUCGGCCAACCGGACCAUCCUGUACGACCUCUACACGUACAUGUGGGACAUCAAGAGCAUCGUCUCCAUGGUCAAGUCCUUUGUCCAGUGGCUAGGGUGUCGUAGUCAGUCUUCAGCACAGUUCCUUAGUGGAGACCAAGAGCCAUGGGCCUUUAGGGGAGGUCUAGCAGGAGAGUUCCAGCGGUUGUUGCCAAUAGAGGGGGCAAACGACCUUUUCUUCCAGCCGCCCCCUUCAAUGCCAACCUCCAAAAUCUAUUCCAUAAGGCCGUACUUCCCCAAAGAUGAGACCGCCAUCUACUCAAUCUGCAAAGAGAUGUACUCUGAAGGGAUGGAGGAGGAGGUCCCCUUCUCUGAGCAGGACUCAGAUCUCAUAGGAGACCGGUUGGUGGGCGGGAUCCUGAGUCUGAGCCCUGACUACGGCUUCGUGCUCGAGGACGAGGAGGGCAUCUGCGGCUACGCCAUCGGCACCGAGCACGUCAAGCCCUUCGUCAAGAAGUGCAAGCUGACGUGGAUCCCCUGCAUGCAGGAGAAGUACCACAAGCCGGACUGUGAGAAGGACCUCUCAGACGCAGAGAAGAUGAUGCUGAGCUUCCAUGAAGAGGAGGAGGGCCUUCCGGAGUCCUUCCUCUCAAACUUCCCAUCGCUCAUCAAGGUGGACAUUCACGCCAAGGUCACCGACCCCAGCGUGGCCAAGAGCAUGAUGGGAUGUUUGUUAUCCUCCCUCAAGGCCAACGGUUCCAACGGCGCCUUCUGCGAGGUGCGGCAGACGGACAAGCGCAUGCUGGACUUCUACAGCAAGCUGGGCUGCUUCGAGGUGGCCAAGAUGGAGGGCUUCCCCAAAGACGUGAUCCUAAUGGGCCGCAGCCUCUGAGACCCCCCCUGCCGCGCGCCCCCCCCCCCCCCCCCCCCCGGCACCGUGCGUCCUGUCUGCACACUGGGUCACAUGACGUAUGCCGCUCCACCUGGCUGGUGCCGCCCUGCUGGACCCACCGGCCCAGUGUGGACAGGGCCCUGAAGGUACCGGCCUCGGUCACUCCCAUCCAUUGUCGCCUCGAUAUCGACACACACACCACAUUGCAACGUCUCUGUAUCUGGGAAGCCCCCCGGAGCGUCCGCCUGCCGCCCACACGGAGGGAUGCAACCAUCGUAGGAAGGAGAGCGGCUCUGCUUCAGUGCAACGCUGUGCUUCUGUGCACACAUUUAGGAAAGGGAGGAGCCAACAUGGUCCUCACGUAUGGUUCUGUUGGGACCGUGGCCUUACCCUGUGAAGGCAGACCCGGUCUAUGGUCAGCCUCUUAGGCGCUGUAUGACAGACCUCCGAGGACGAGGAAUGAGACUACUGAGAUUACUGAUCUUUUACACAAUACGGUGCUCAAAUUAUAUAUGUUCGCCUGCAAAAACCCCCUCCAUAGAAAUAUGAUCCAUUUUUAUUGAAUGUUUUUUGCUUCAAGCAUACGUUAUGGUUCCCUCGUUAUCUUGGCUUUUGAUUAAUUGCAUUUCAUUAUGAGUUCCAAAUUCUAAAAAAAACAUUUUUAGCCAGCUACAGGAGUUCAGUAGCUGAAAUCUAUAGACUAGAGAGAAACGGUUCAGUGGUCCUUACUGGAGAGAAGCCAGCUCACCAUGCAACCAACGGGCGGCUCUGGUGAGCCAUCGGAGCUACGUUCACUAGGUUGCACUGUAACUAAAUGUUCCCAUGUACCAUGCCAAACACACUUUGGUUGGCAUGGUAAUAGAGAGCAGUCCCAUCACAUCUGCUAAUUGCAUUCCUCUCCACAUUGUUUACAACAUUACACGCACAUACAAACAUUGAACCAACACACACGCAUACACACACCUCAGUGAGUGUUCUCUUGGUCAUGCCUGCACACACGCCAUUGAUAAGGUAAUUAAAACCCACCUAAUCCUACUUCAUUGUACAGGGAGGGGGGCGGUCGUUAAAAUAUUCCUAUGCCUUUUCGUACCUUUGUUUAACGUUUUAUACUCUUAACGUAUUUCCCCAUUUAUCUUGUUUUGUUUUGGAAAUCCUUAAACAGAGGUUUAAAGAAGCACUUUGACUAUAACUAGCGUUCAUCCGGAUGAAGGGGAUCCCCUCUUCAGUAGCUGCCUGCCUAUGUGAUGUUUGAUUAUGGUGUACAUUUAUGAUGUGCAUGAGGUGUAUUGGAUUUGCUGUGGCAGCCAUUUGUAGUGAGCUCAUGCAAGCGUAGAGGGAAGCAGCAUGCCGCAAGCCUCCGUGGCCAUAAUACUUCAUGACAUGUCCAUAAACACUGAUUAAAUAUGAAAAUUUAUCAUUUUGUAUUGUAUAUCUAUAGACAACUUGUUCAUAAUAAUAAUGUCUGUUUUUCCUUAGCGAACGCAGGCCUUGUAAUGUUAGCCACUUGUACAGCCAUCUUUCACAACUCAGUUGUUGUGAGAAUCACCAUCUCUCUCUCUCUCGCUCUCUUUCUCUCUCUCUCUCUCUCUCGGUGGCAACACUCGUUUUAAGGGUAAAUUGUGCUGACUGUUCUUUCUAUUCUAUAUUCUGUCAUGCCGAGAGCUGACAAAUACAUGAAGGAAAGGGUUUUGAUUGUACAUUUUGAUCAAGGUGUUGUAGGGGGAGUGAGGGGGUACAAGUAUCGAUUUAUGAAACAUUUAUAUUUACGUUGAGAUGAACCAUAAAAAUAAAAAAACCAAGAUACGUGUUACUUUG